AUGUACAAUAUGGUUCAGUCACUUCCCACUGUGUCUGUAUCACCACUCCAUAAGGUUCUCCCCCCAAAUUCCAACACCAAAACUUGUGCCCCAGCAAUUUCAAAUACUCCAAGAGUUCCUGAAUUUAACUCCAUAUUUGAGCUCAACCAAGUGCUUGCCCAUGUCGUUAAAACUGGUACUCCAUUCUCAGUCCUCCCGCUUUCCCAUGUAGCUUCUCUUUGUGCUUUAACUCCUAGCUUCUCGGAUGCCCAGAAAAUCUUUAUGCAUGUUCAUCAACCUGAAAUUUUUCUUUGGAAUUCUUGCUUAAGAGAUUUUGCUGAGAGUGAUUCUCCAUUUAAUGCUAUUUUGUUGUUUCACCAACUGAGACUACACAAUGUCUCUCCUGAUAGUUUUACUUGCUCUUUUGUUCUCAAGGCCUGUCUGCAAAUUUUGGAUGUUUUUCAUGGAAGAAUUAUUCACGCUUAUAUUGAGAAACUUGGGCUUCAAUGUAAUUUAUUUUUGCAAAACAUGCUUGUGCAUUUAUAUGCAUCUUGUGGGAACAUAAAUGAUGCCAGGCAGUUGUUUGAUAAAAUGCUGCAACGAGAUGCUGUGACUUGGAAUAUAAUGAUCACCCAACUAGUGAAGAGGGGUGAUGUUGAAUCGGCUUAUGAAUUGUUUUCGCAAAUGCCUGAGAGGAAUGUGAGGCGUCCUGUUUCAGUGUUCUGUGCUGUAGAUCCCGAUGGGGGUCAGAAAAUUGUUGCAGAACCAUAG
Fraxinus pennsylvanica is the source of this 750-nucleotide messenger RNA. Lineage: Eukaryota; Viridiplantae; Streptophyta; Magnoliopsida; Lamiales; Oleaceae. The record is from the annotation of a GenBank genome assembly.